Pipistrellus nathusii (Nathusius's pipistrelle) is the source of this 618-nucleotide messenger RNA. The record is from the annotation of a GenBank genome assembly. Lineage: Eukaryota; Metazoa; Chordata; Mammalia; Chiroptera; Vespertilionidae.
AUGGCCGAGGAGCAGGAGCCCGGGCCCGGGGCGGCCGAGGGCGCGGAGGCCCCGGCGGUGGAGACGCCGGGCUGGCAGGUCCCCGAGGACUCGGGCGCCCAGCCCGAAAGUUACGAGAUCCGACACUACGGACCAGCCAAGUGGGUUUGCACCUCCGUGGAGUCCAGGGACUGGGAUUCCGCCAUCCAGACGGGCUUCACCAGGUUGACCAGCUACGUCCAAGGCAAAAACGAGAAAGAGAUGAAAAUGAAGAUGACAGCUCCCGUGGUGAGCUAUGUGGAGCCAGGCUCGGGGCCUUUCAGCGAGUCUACCAUUACCGUUUCCCUGUACGUCCCCUCCGAGCAGCAACCCGAUCCGCCCAGGCCCUCAGAGUCGGAUGUCUUCAUUGAAGACAGAGCCGCUAUGACUGUGUUUGUGCGGUCUUUCGAUGGAUUCUCAAGCGCCCAAAAGAAUCAAGAACAACUUUUGACAUUAGCAAGCGUUUUGAGGGAAGAAGGAAAAGUUUUCGACGAAAAGGUUUACUACACUGCAGGCUACAACAGUCCUUUUGAUUUGCUUAAUAGGAAUAAUGAAGUGUGGUUGAUUCAGAAAAACGAACCCUCCAAAGAAAAUGAGUGA